Molecule: messenger RNA, 2592 nt
Organism: Aspergillus pseudotamarii
Lineage: Eukaryota; Fungi; Ascomycota; Eurotiomycetes; Eurotiales; Aspergillaceae
Gene: mirC
Product: siderochrome-iron transporter MirC
Exons: 4
Coding region: 284-2143 (619 amino acids)
Biological process (GO): siderophore transmembrane transport
Molecular function (GO): siderophore-iron transmembrane transporter activity
Source: RefSeq, a predicted model, not a curated record
GUUUCGAUUCCCCUGAGAUACCCUCAUUUGACUAGUCUCGCGUUGCUUUUUCUGGAUCUGGCUGGUUCAGAUCGUCCAUAUCUUCCUCCGUCAGCUCAAGUAUCUCGACUUAUACACGAGACCUUUCGAACCCGAUUACCUCGAUUUUGAUAUUUCGAGUGCCGUUACAUCAUCGCGCUCCCACAGGACGCCUCUACCGCCUCGACAAUCGUAUCCGAUAAAUGGACAUUACUCGCGGUGCUGUUGUUCAGGAUUCUUCAUUGACGUUCUCGGCUCAGCCGCAAUGCCCUUACUUGACGCCCACUCAGGUCCCUCAUAUGGCACACUCGAUCAAAUGGAGAGACGUGAUCAACACGAAGGAGAACAACUCCUUCCCGCAGGAUACGAAAGCGAUGACCAUGGCAGUGAGAUAACAUCGGAUGACUCGGUGCAGGAAGGUGUUCGGAAGAUUGAAGCCAUCAGCUUGACUUGGACAACGAAGUCUUUGGUUGUGGCUUACGUCAGUAUCUUCCUGAUGGCGUUCUGUACUUCCUUAGAGGGCCAGACCACUAUGUCACUCUCUGCUUAUGCAACCAGUGCAUUUAGCAAGCACUCCUUGAUUUCAACUGUUCUUGUCGUCCAGAAUGUAGUCAAUGCUGUAAUCAAGCCUCCCAUGGCUAAGAUAGCCGAUGUCUUCGGUCGCUUCGAAGCGUUCUGCGUGUGCAUCUUGAUAUAUGUUCUCGGUUAUAUACAAAUGGCUGCUUCGACCAAUGUCCAGACUUAUGCAUCGGCUCAGAUAUUUUAUUCCGCCGGUUCGACAGGCUUGCAAAUCCUCCAACAAGUGUUCAUUGCGGACAGCAGUAGCCUUCUCAACAGGGCAUUCCUUGCCCUCUUGCCAGAGUUUCCGUUUCUGGUUACAGUUUGGAUUGGACCAGCAAUAGCUGAUGCGGUGAUACGCCACUCGUCAUGGCGUUGGGGUUACGGGAUGUGGUCAAUCAUUCUGCCUGCGUCGUUUCUCCCGUUAGCGCUGACGUUAUUGUUGAAUCAACGCAAGGCUAAAAGACUAAAUCUCAUUAAACAAAAACACGCUCCUCGGGGUAGCUUCCUUGCUGUUGUUCGUCGUACCUGGUACGACCUGGACAUGUUUGGUUUGAUACUUCUUUCGGCGGCAGUUACAUUGAUCUUGGUGCCUCUCACACUUGCCGCUAAUGCUAAAGACGGCUGGAAGAACGACAGUAUCCUGGCAAUGAUUGCGGUUGGCAUAGUUUGUUUAAUGGCGUUGCCGCUGUGGGAGACGUCGAAAAGGUUUGCACCCAAACCACUUCUCUCCCUACACCUUCUCAGGCAGCGCACAGCGCUCGCUGGCUGCGCUUUAGCCUUUUGGUACUUUAUGGCGUUCUAUUUCUCGGUUCAACCGUAUCUUUACUCUUAUCUUCAAGUGGUCCAAGGGUAUGAUGUCGCUACGGCUGGUCGUGUGACGCAGACGUUUGCCUUUACGUCGACCAUCGCUGCUUUCUCAGUAUCCUUAUUGAUCAAGUACACGCGACGUUAUCGCAUUUAUGUGACCAUUGGAAGCGCCAUAUACAUGUUUGGUCUCUUAUUGAUGAUGCUUUACCGCAAAGAAGGGAGCUCAUCAACGCUAAUUCUUGGGACCCAGAUUGUGGUGGGUAUGGGAGGCGGCCUCCUCAACGUGCCUGUCCAGCUGGGAGUUCAAGCAUCUGCUAGCCAUCAGGAGGUUGCGGCUGCUACGGCAAUGUUUUUAACAUCUAUGGAGAUGGGUGGUGCAGUUGGCGCUGCGAUCUCAGGGGCUGUCUGGACGCACAACAUUCCGCGGAAGUUGCGGCGUUACCUCCCUGAUGAGAACAAGGGAGAUGCCAAGGAAAUAUUUGGGAGAUUGGACAAGGCUUUAUCUUUCCCUAUGGGAUCACCGGUUAGAAUUGCCAUCAACAGGUCUUAUCAAGAGACUAUGAAUAAACUGUUGGUGUUGGCGCUGAUCGUGACAAUACCGUUGAUUCCCUUGAGUCUUUUGAUGAAGAACUAUAGGUUGGACAAAAUCAACUGCGAACCAGUGGACGGGCCUAACGGUGACCAUCCAAUCCCAGACAAUGGACAAGGCCUAUCGGAGAAUGAGUGCGAAUCAGAAGGACACUCGAAACAACCAUGAAGUGGCCUGAAUACUCUCAGUCUCUCCAGCGCCCUCUGAUAUACAUUCAGGGGUACCACCAAUAAAUCUGGCAUAUGGGACAGUUCCACGAUUGUUGUGGGUCAUUUGGACAGGGCAUCGGGGCCCCUCCCUACUGCAACAGAAGAACAUACCAGACUACGCGAAGCAGUUUGUGUGGUGUUCCAUCCGGCCCGAUCCCAAAUCAAACACUAUGUGACGUGUCCAUACAAGGUUAUGCGCAUAUGCGUCUACCGCAUCGCCGGCUAGAAGCGCCGGGGCGCUGUUUAUAUGCCAUCGGGUAUGUGGGCCGACCAGCGUUCUGCUCUCUCAUCCCGAGGGUAAGCGGAUUUCAGUAUAUUGAGUCUCUAUAUGUCUUCCACAUAGAGCCGUACAUACUUCAAGUCAGCGACUACCCUAGAAGUCUCUGAAGGAGUUUAUAUAGACAUUAU